UUUGACAACUAGUUGACAUUUAGAUUUUAUCUAUUUAAUUUAUUGUAAGUUCUUAUUCUUUUAUAGCUUUUCCACGUUUGCAAAAUACUGGCUAUAAUCAAAGAAUUUUAUUAAAACCAGUCCAUUUAACAGUAUUAGUUUAUAGUUAACCUGCAUUUAAAUAAUAAUGGUGGACACAGCACGAUUGACACGAUAUGCAUCACCUGUAAACCCAGCAAUAUUUCCCCACCUGACACUAGUUUUACUAGGAAUAGGCAUCUUCUUCACAGCAUGGUUCUUCGUAUAUGAAGUGACUAGUACAAAGAAAUCUAGAAGUCUGAAGAAAGAGCUGCUUGUAGCUCUUGUAGCAUCAAUUUUUUCUGGAUUUGGAAUCCUAUUUCUACUGCUUUCUGUAGGAAUAUAUGUAUAAUAUUUUAGGUGGUAUAUUUUCGUAAGAUUAAUUUUCAUAAGUACAUCAUUGAUAUUUGUUAAUAUUUUAUUAUGCAUUAAACUUUUAAUAGAAACGUA
Messenger RNA from Diabrotica virgifera virgifera (western corn rootworm), 507 nucleotides. It is a transcript of the gene kud, whose product is annotated as transmembrane protein 258. Gene Ontology annotation, biological process: protein N-linked glycosylation. The transcript has 2 exons. Gene Ontology annotation, cellular component: membrane-bounded organelle. Bases 167 to 409 code for a protein of 80 amino acids. The record is from RefSeq and is a predicted model, not a curated record. NCBI's taxonomy places the organism in Eukaryota, Metazoa, Arthropoda, Insecta, Coleoptera, Chrysomelidae.